Messenger RNA from Melozone crissalis (California towhee), 2649 nucleotides. It is a transcript of the gene RGS7, whose product is annotated as regulator of G protein signaling 7. The transcript has 17 exons. The record is from RefSeq and is a predicted model, not a curated record. The coding region runs from base 162 to 1682 and encodes 506 amino acids. Gene Ontology annotation, biological process: G protein-coupled receptor signaling pathway; regulation of G protein-coupled receptor signaling pathway; intracellular signal transduction. Lineage: Eukaryota; Metazoa; Chordata; Aves; Passeriformes; Passerellidae.
UGUGUGUGAUGAGCGAUCGCCGCGUCCCUCCGCCCGCUGCCGGCUGACACCCACCGCGCGGGGCGCGCCAGGAGCCGCAGGAGCAGCCGAGGAGCCGCGGCCAGCGCGCAGUGACCUUGGCCCAGAGUGCAGCAUCCAAAAGCGGAUCAAAUUUGUGGGACAUGGCACAAGGAAAUAAUUAUGGGCAAAGCAGCAAUGGGGUGGCUGAUGAAUCCCCAAACAUGCUGGUGUACAGAAAGAUGGAAGAUGUCGUAGCCCGCAUGCAAGAUGAGAAAAAUGGGAUUCCUAUUCGGACAGUGAAAAGUUUUCUUUCCAAGAUUCCCAGUGUCUUUUCUGGUUCAGAUAUUGUUCAAUGGUUAACGAAGAAUUUAUCGAUAGAAGACCCAGUUGAAGCUCUGCAUUUGGGAACUCUGAUGGCAGCACAUGGCUAUUUCUUCCCAAUCUCAGACCAUGUUCUAACUCUGAAGGAUGAUGGCACCUUUUAUCGAUUCCAGACACCCUAUUUUUGGCCAUCAAAUUGUUGGGAGCCGGAAAACACAGACUAUGCUGUUUACCUCUGCAAGCGGACAAUGCAAAACAAAGCAAGGCUAGAACUAGCAGACUAUGAAGCUGAGAGUUUGGCCAGGCUACAGCGAGCUUUUGCUCGGAAAUGGGAGUUUAUUUUUAUGCAAGCUGAAGCACAAGCAAAGGUUGACAAGAAGAGAGACAAGAUAGAGAGGAAGAUUCUCGACAGUCAGGAGCGAGCAUUUUGGGAUGUGCACCGUCCAGUGCCUGGCUGUGUAAACACUACUGAAGUGGAUAUAAAAAAAUCUUCAAGAAUGAGAAAUCCACAUAAAACAAGAAAGUCUGUCUAUGGCUUACAAAAUGACAUUCGAAGUCACAGCCCUACGCACACGCCAGUGCCAGAGAGUAAGCCACCCACAGAAGAUGAACUACACCAAGAGAUUAAGCACUGGCAAAUGCAAUUAGACAGACAUAGAUUAAAAAUGUCAAAAGUUGCAGAGAGUCUAUUAGCUUAUACAGAGCAGUAUUUGGAAUAUGAUCCUUUCCUUGUGCCCCCUGAUCCCUCAAACCCUUGGAUAUCAGAUGACACCACUUUCUGGGAACUGGAGGCAAGCAAAGAGCCAGGACAGCAGAGGGUGAAACGAUGGGGAUUUGGCAUGGAUGAAGCUUUGAAAGACCCUGUGGGAAGAGAGCAGUUUCUGAAAUUCUUGGAGUCAGAAUUCAGUUCAGAAAAUUUAAGGUUCUGGUUAGCAGUAGAAGACCUGAAGAAGAGGCCAAUCCGUGAAGUUCCUGCUCGCGUCCAAGAAAUCUGGCAAGAAUUCCUUGCUCCAGGUGCACCCAGCGCCAUCAACCUAGAUUCAAAAAGUUAUGACAAAACCACUCAGAAUGUGAAGGAACCUGGAAGAUACACAUUUGAAGACGCUCAGGAGCACAUUUACAAACUGAUGAAAAGUGAUUCUUAUCCUCGUUUUAUACGAUCCAGUGCCUACCAGGAGCUGCUACAGGCCAAGAAAAAGGCUGGAAGCCCACAUUCCUUUUUCCGAGGAGCCAGGAGCCACCUUGAACCGGGGAACUUCUGUAGCGCUUUGAGAGUAACCAUUCACAAAGACCUUACAGCUCUGAACUACAGCACGCACAAAGAACACUUUUUUUCUAACAACUACAAAAUGCUGCAAUAAGCUUUGCUCCAAUGAAACCUCUAUUAGUGGUAGUGGAGAUUGGUUAUGCUAGUGACUAAGGAUUUGACUAUCAGAUAAUUGCAAUUAUAUGUUCUUUCCAGAACAACUUGCAUUGUUUAAGAAGAAAAACAAACUCCAAGCAAGCUGGUCAGAGGUUUUGAAAUAUUCAGAUGCAGAGCUCCAAGCUUUAGCCACUGGGGUUCAGUGCAAAGUGCUGCUAAGCAGACAAUAGGCUCAGGAUUUAUUUCAAUGACUGAACUUACAAAUACAGAAAGUUCACAGAAAAGCCUGCUCUUGUGAACUUUCAACCAGCAUUUGCAAACUAAGAACCCAUAGAUUACUUAUAUAAUAAAUGGAUGCAUAUCUGUCCAAAUGUUUAAUAAAGAUAUUAUGUGAGAAGCAUGUAACAAGUAAUUUUCCUCUGCAGUAACAAUAUAUUUUUUGCAUUGUAUACAGGAUAGCCACAAUAGCAGUUUAAAUCUUUUGACGCUUCUAUGUUCAGAAGAUGAUAUUUUGACAACAAUUAUACCCAAAAUGCAGGUAUUAGAAUAAGAAUUUUCAGGUCAGAUGAGACUAAAAUUUGGUAAUGACUGAAUUCUCUUUAAUUGUUAUAUGCACCAUUUAAACAAGACCUUGAUACUUAAAAGUAAACUGAACUGUGCAAUAUGACCCAGUAAAACCUGUUUUUAUAAGUGCUCUUUGUACCCUGGAAGACAUGGGGAUGGUGACACUAUUGAUUUUCAAAGGCCAGCUCACCUGUUUCUGGUUACUUUGGCUAAUGGAGUGUGCGUGGCCUGGAAGGGAGAGCCCUGUUUGGCCACAGUUGCCAUGCACCCUUGCCUGCUCUCUCUGGCUCCCCUGCGAAGCGCUCAUCAAGUGCACACGAGUUACAUCCACACCAGCACAGCCAUGGUGAUUUUCAUUUCCCCGUUGCUCCCAGAGGCAUGAACACGAGCUCCAGCCCCAG